AUGUCUCAAACAACCGAUGCUUUCCCGUUGGCAUCGGAGGUGUACAAUGACGCCCCGAGUGCAGACUCUGGCACCGAUGCCGGUGCUGCUGGCGACAGUUCAGGCAACUCCGUUUCUAUCUCACAAGGCGGUAUGAUCGCCAUCGUUAUUGUUGUCGUUGUUGUCAGUUUAGUUGGUAUUUCCACAGCUGCUCUUUUCUUCAUUGCAAAGAAGCGUGAAUGGACAAUGCGAGAGACGCUUAGAAAGUCUGCUCGCAAGGUUGUCACCGCUCUCACACCCCGAAGAACAGAGUUCCCAUCUUCAGUCAAGGACGGGCCUAUCCCAACUCAUCGUAAUCGUACACGGAUUGACGAUGAUGUCCCCCCAACACCAAGAAUCCGACCUGAAGAUCUUGAAAAAGGACUGGCACAAGCAAAGGCAAAGCGGAAGGAGAAGAAGUGGACACGAAAAUGA
This is a messenger RNA of Fusarium pseudograminearum CS3096, 453 nucleotides long. RefSeq lists its product as uncharacterized. Bases 1 to 453 code for a protein of 150 amino acids. Lineage: Eukaryota; Fungi; Ascomycota; Sordariomycetes; Hypocreales; Nectriaceae. The transcript is spliced from 2 exons. The record is from RefSeq and is a predicted model, not a curated record.